UCACGAAGCGAAACCGAAAAGGGAAACGGAAAGGGAGGCUAAUGCCUCUGUGUUUUCGCUUUUAUCCAGGACUGUUGUCUGUGUCACUCCUCACUCAUGGUUUGAACAUUUUUUCAGGGUUAAUGAAAUGGUUUAACGGAAUUUAUAUUUCUUUUUCUUCUCACUCAAUUCCCAAGGCUUCGCUUAAAAACAACCACCCUUCCUCUAAUCAAAAUCUCAUGUUUUCUUGCCCCCUCCCUCUCCCUUCCUUCACUUUUUCUGCUUCUCUUUUUAGGGUUUUUUCUUCUUUCGGUCAUUUCUUCCUCCUGUUUUGAAACUAUAAAGCAAAUAGUAAAAGGAAAGUGAAAAAAAAAAACUCUAAACAAGCUUUCUGUUAUCUUCAAUGCCGUGAAAUUCACACAAAUCGAGUUUAAAGAGUUGAAUUUCUUACUUUGAAAGCCGAAUAUUUUUGUUAAUUAAGUUUUUAAGUGAUUGUGUUUUUUUUUUCUUUUUUUGGUUUUGGGGUUAAAUCGUGGUGAAAUGGGAGAUCUCGGGGUUAGUUUGAGAGUAGGUUAAUUAUAUUCUAGGAUCAAGCAUUGGUGUAAUGGUAAUUAAGAUUUAUCAUAAAGAGAAGAAAGAAUCGUGGCCUCCACAAUGCAUUUCGCUAAGCUUGAUGACUCGCCCAUGUUUCGCAAGCAGAUACAGUGCAUUGAGGAAAGUGCAGAGUUAUUACGCGAGAGAAGCUUAAAGUUUUACAAAGGAUGUCGAAAAUACACUGAAGGACUUGGGGAGGGAUAUGAUGGGGACAUCGCAUUUGCAAGUGCCCUUGAAAUGUUUGGUGGAGGGCAUAAUGACCCUAUUAGUGUGGCUUUUGGUGGGCCUGUUAUGACCAAGUUUACCAUAGCAUUGAGAGAAAUUGGCACAUACAAGGAAGUUCUUCGAUCCCAGGUUGAAACUGAGCUAAAUGACAGAUUACUGCAGUUUGUCAAUAGUGAUUUACUUGAGGUCAAGGAAGCACGGAAGCGCUUUGACAAGGCUAGUCUCAUUUAUGACCAGGCCCGUGAGAAGUUUCUUUCACUGAGGAAAAGUACGAAGAGUGAUAUAGCCAAUGUUUUGGAAGAGGAACUUCAUAAUGCGAGGUCAACAUUUGAGCAAGCUCGUUUUAAUCUAGUAACUGCUCUUUCAACUGUUGAAGCAAAAAAGAGGUUUGAGUUUCUGGAAGCAGUCAGCGGGACUAUGGAUGCACAUCUUCGUUACUUCAAACAGGGUUAUGAAUUAUUGCAUCAAAUGGAGCCAUAUAUUAAUCAGGUUUUGACCUAUGCACGACAAUCAAGGGAAAGGUCCAACUAUGAGCAGGCCGCUUUAAAUGAAAGAAUGCAGGAGUAUAAAAGGCAGGUUGACAGAGAGAGUAGAUGGUCUUCUAAUGGUUCUAAUGGAUCUCCUAAUGGAGAUGGUAUACAAGCAAUCGGUAGAAGUUCACAUAAAAUGAUAGAGGCAGUUAUGCAAUCUGCUGCAAAGGGAAAGGUUCAAACCAUUCGACAAGGCUAUCUCUCAAAACGUUCAUCAAACUUGAGAGGAGAUUGGAAAAGAAGAUUUUUUGUCCUUGAUAGCCGAGGGAUGCUGUAUUACUACCGCAAGCAGUGUAGCAAAUCAUCUGGGUCUGGCAGUCAGCUUUCUGGUCAGAGAAAUAGCUCUGAACUUGGAUCUGGAUUACUGGGUCGGUGGCUUUCUUCUCAUCAUCAUGGUGGUGUACAUGAUGAAAAAUCUGUUGCCCAUCACACGGUGAACCUGCUUACAUCAACCAUUAAGGUUGAUGCUGACCAGUCAGAUUUGAGGUUUUGCUUCAGGAUAAUUUCUCCAACAAAGAAUUACACUUUGCAGGCAGAGAGUGCACUAGAUCAAAUGGAUUGGAUUGAAAAGAUAACUGGGGUUAUUGCUUCAUUACUUAGUUCUCAGGCUCCUGAGAGGUGUCUUCCUGCUAGUCCCAUGGGAAGUGGUCAUCAUCGAUCCGCCAGUGAGAGUAGUUCAUUUGAAAGUUCUGAUUUUGAUCAUACUGCUGUUGAAGAGUAUACCUCUGAGAGAAACCUUGCUAGUGCACAUAAUGAACGCCAGUCAAGAGGUUCCCAACAUCAAAGGUCCUGCCUGAAAAAUGAAAAGCCAAUUGAUGUAUUGCGAAGAGUAUGUGGGAAUGAUAAGUGUGCAGAUUGUGGUGCCCCUGAACCAGAUUGGGCAUCUUUGAAUCUUGGUGUUCUUGUUUGUAUUGAAUGUUCUGGUGUUCACCGUAAUCUUGGUGUUCACAUAUCAAAGGUUAGGUCGCUUACUCUUGAUGUUAAAGUAUGGGAGCCUUCUGUUAUAAGUUUGUUUCAGUCUUUGGGCAAUACCUUUGCUAACUCAGUUUGGGAGGAACUAUUGCAUUCAAGAAGUGCCUUCCAUGUUGACCUUACCCUCACAGGCUUUUACAAGUCUGAUAAACCGCAGCUGCUUCUUACGGGCAAACCUUGUCAUUCUGAUUCUAUAUCUGUAAAGGAGAAGUUCAUUCAUGCAAAGUAUGCAGAAAAGCUUUUUGUUCGCAAGUCAAAAGACAAGCAGCAUCCUCAUACAGUGGCACAACAGAUUUGGGAGGGUGUUCGUGCAAAUGACAAGAAGGCUGUAUACCGUUACAUCGUUAAUUGUGAAGCAGAUGUGAAUGCUGUGUAUGAACAAUCUCCUGGGUCUUCAUUAACCCUUGCGAAAGUGAUGCUACUGCAAGAGCAUGCAAAUGUCAGCAACUCCGGUUAUGUAGCAGGGGAUUCUUUGGACAGAUCCUCUUCUAGCUCUUUCAACUUCGUGGGUACCAGUGAGGGUCAGUCCAUGGAUGACUUAGAUGGUUGCACGCUCCUUCACCUUGCAUGUGAAACUGCAGACAUUGGGAUGCUUGAACUUCUAUUACAAUAUGGAGCAAAUAUAAAUGCAAUGGAUUUAAGAGGUCAAAUGCCACUCCAUCGAUGUAUUCUCAAAGGCAAAGCUUCACUUGCUAAAUUACUCAUUACCAGGUCAUUUUGGGAUCCUCACUUCUUAAUGGUUGCUUUUGCAUAUUUCUUAAUAGCAGUUUACAUGCAUAAGAGAUGUUGUUUUAAUAUGGUUCUUUUGUGCGUACUGUGUAUUUUAAAUUCCUUUGAUAUAGAUCACCAGAUUAACAUAACUGUUCUCUCUUUAGAAGAAGGGUAG
Molecule: messenger RNA, 3186 nt
Organism: Theobroma umbraticum
Lineage: Eukaryota; Viridiplantae; Streptophyta; Magnoliopsida; Malvales; Malvaceae
Gene: SFC
Product: ARF GTPase-activating protein
Cellular component (GO): cytoplasm
Molecular function (GO): GTPase activator activity; protein binding
Source: RefSeq, a predicted model, not a curated record